Messenger RNA from Brassica rapa (field mustard), 2326 nucleotides. Its product is annotated as L-type lectin-domain containing receptor kinase VIII.1. Gene Ontology annotation, biological process: protein phosphorylation. The record is from RefSeq and is a predicted model, not a curated record. Gene Ontology annotation, molecular function: protein kinase activity; carbohydrate binding; ATP binding. NCBI's taxonomy places the organism in Eukaryota, Viridiplantae, Streptophyta, Magnoliopsida, Brassicales, Brassicaceae.
CUCAAUCUCUUUCUUCUACUUCAAUGGCUCUUCUCUGAAACAUUUCUUUUGUCAAACAGAUAAUGUCGUUUCUCCCAUCUCUCUUCCCAGUUUCACUAUUGCUCUGCUUCUUCUGCUCUUUAAAUGAAGCUACGACAGAGUUCGACUUCUCCACGCUCGCCAUCAGCAACCUGAAGCUUCUCGGCGACGCUCGUCUCAGCAACGGAAUCGUCAGCCUCACACGUGACCUCUCCGUUCCCAACUCCGGCGCCGGGAAAGUCUUGUACGCAAACCCAAUCAGAUUCCGACAACCCGGAACUCAUUCUCCGACAAGUUUCUCCACCUUUUUCUCCUUCUCCAUCACAAACAUCAACCCUUCUUCAAUCGGCGGCGGUCUCGCCUUCGUUAUCGCCCCAGACGGAAACACAAUCGGCGCCGCCGGUGGCUCGCUAGGUCUCGCCGCCCCCGCCGGGUCCAAAUUCGUCGCUGUGGAGUUCGACACGUUGAUGGACGUCGACUUUAAGGACAUUAACAGCAACCACGUCGGAUUCGAUGUAAACGGCGUCGUUUCGUCUGUUUCUGGAGAUCUCGGCACUGUAGACAUUGAUUUAAAAAGCGGCAACACCGUUAAUUCGUGGAUCGAAUACGACGGGUUGACUCGGGUCUUCAACGUAUCCGUCUCUUACUCGAAUCUGAAACCAAAGUCUCCUGUUUUGUCUUUCCCUCUCGAUCUUGACCGUUACGUGAACGACUUCAUGUUCGUUGGUUUCUCCGGGUCUACUCAGGGAAGCACUGAGAGCCACAGCAUCGAGUGGUGGAGCUUCAGGUCAUCCUUCGGGUCGGGUCCCGGGUCUGGAUCCGGAUCCGGACCCUCUCCUCCGACUGCUAAUUUAGUGAAUCCGAAAGCUAAUUCGGUUAACUCUCCGCCGCCGAUUGCCUCGCAACCGUCUUCCUCCGCCGUUCCGGUCAGCUCUCUUUCGAAAACUCCGUCGUCGUCGUCUUGCCGCAACCACUUGUGUAAAGAGAACCGUGGAGCAAUCGCCGGAGUGGUAACCGCCGGAGCUUUCUUCUUAGCGCUAUUCGCCGGCGGUUUGUUCUGGGCCUACUCGAGGAAGUUCAAACGCGUGGAGAGGCAUGACUCCUUCGCGUCGGAGAUCAUCAAAGCUCCUAAAGAGUUCAGCUACAAGGAGCUCAAAGCCGCCACGAGGAGCUUCAACGAGAGCCGAAGCAUCGGACACGGCGCCUUCGGGGUUGUCUACAGAGGCGUUCUCCCCGAGACGGGAGACGUCGUCGCUGUGAAACGGUGUAGCCACAGCUCGCAAGACAAGAAGAACGAGUUCAUGUCGGAGCUAUCCAUCAUCGGAAGCCUCAGACAUAGGAACCUUGUCCGGUUACAAGGAUGGUGCCACGAGAGAGGUGAGAUUCUGUUGGUGUAUGACCUUAUGCCUAACGGUUCGCUUGAUAAGGCUUUGUUUGAGUCACGGUUCCCGUUGCCGUGGGAUCACCGGAAGAAGAUCUUGCUUGGAGUUGCGUCGGCUCUUGCGUAUCUACAUAGGGAGUGUGAGAAUCAGGUGAUACACAGAGACGUGAAGAGCAGUAACAUAAUGCUAGACGAGAACUUCAACGCUAAGCUAGGAGAUUUCGGGUUAGCUAGACAAAUCGAACACGAUAAAUCACCGGAAGCGACGGUCGCCGCCGGGACGAUGGGGUACUUAGCGCCGGAGUAUCUUUUAACGGGUCGCGCCACGGAGAAGACGGACGUUUUCAGCUACGGGGCGGUGGUUCUUGAAGUGGUUACGGGGAGGAGACCGAUCGAGAAGGACUUGAAUGUGCAGAGACAAAACGUUGGGGCGAAUCCGAAUUUGGUAGAAUGGGUGUGGGGUUUGUAUAAAGAAGGGAAAGUUACGGGUGCGGCGGAUUCGAGGCUUGAAGGUAAGUUCGAUGAAGGGGAGAUGUGGCGGGUUAUGGUGGUGGGCUUAGCUUGUUCUCAUCCGGACCCGGAGGCUCGGCCCACUAUGCGGUCAGUGGUGCAAAUGCUGAUUGGUGAGGCUGAUGUACCGGUUGUGCCUAAGUCGAGACCGACUAUGAGUUUUAGCACUUCGCAUUUGUUGCUGAGCUUGCAAGAUACUUUAUCUGAUUGCAAUACUUUGGCGUUGAAUUCUAGUAGGUCUUCGUCAUGGUCUGUGCCGGAACAUAAUGUUAUGAUUAGAGGUGACGAUGACCAUAUGGUAUAGAUGGAGAUGUAUUUUGUGUUGUUUUGAUUAUUUGAUUUGUGUUGUAACAUUCAAUUCAUUUUAUGAGUUUAUUACGGGUUUAACUUUGUAUGACAAAAGUUACGAGUUGAAUU